AUGCAGCAAGGACGACAAAGCCUUGUUAAUGGCCAGCCCAGUAUGGCUGCGCAGCUUCCAUUUCAUGGAAACAACCCAAUGCCACAGGCUGGGAACGUUGCCCCAUCCAGACAGGUAGUCAACUCUUUCAACGUCAUGGGAGCACAACAACACGGACCUAGUACGAUGGCCCAGCAGCAAGCUGGGAGUGUUACCCCAUACAGGCUGCCACCCAAUUCAACCAGCGUCACCGGGCCACAACAGCAAGCACCUGCUAUGAUGGCCCCGCCGCAGGGUGGGAUUUCCGCGUCAUAUGGCCAGCCAGUCAAUUUAAUCCACCCCAUAGGACCACAAUAUCAAGCACCUGGUAUGGUGGUCCAGACGCAAGCGCCGAUCGCAGGCCCGCAUCAGGCUUGGAACAAUUGCCAACCACCUCAAGCACCACAGCUCUCCCCACAACAACAUGCCAAGAUGGCGCAGAUCAAGGAAGAAAGAAUGAAAUUCAAACAGGAGCUGAUGGAAGAUGUCCGCAAGGAUAUGGCAAACGUCCGUCAGGAGAUGCAGCAAUUUAAACAACAAGCUGAAAAGAGAAUGCUCCACAAUGUUCAAUAG
Aspergillus caelatus is the source of this 591-nucleotide messenger RNA. RefSeq lists its product as uncharacterized. NCBI's taxonomy places the organism in Eukaryota, Fungi, Ascomycota, Eurotiomycetes, Eurotiales, Aspergillaceae. Bases 1 to 591 code for a protein of 196 amino acids. The record is from RefSeq and is a predicted model, not a curated record. The transcript has a single exon.